Messenger RNA from Saitoella complicata NRRL Y-17804, 6213 nucleotides. RefSeq lists its product as uncharacterized. Bases 231 to 6128 code for a protein of 1965 amino acids. Lineage: Eukaryota; Fungi; Ascomycota; Saitoellomycetes; Saitoellales; Saitoellaceae. Gene Ontology annotation, molecular function: ATP hydrolysis activity; ATP binding; ATP-dependent chromatin remodeler activity. The record is from RefSeq and is a predicted model, not a curated record. The transcript has 2 exons.
CCGGAUGCCGCCAGCGCGCGCGCGUGAAACUCCACCGAAUAAAUACAAAGUCCCCGUGCGAAAACACCGAUCACACGGCCAAUUGCCUUUCUGUUUGAAUAAUCUGAGCAUCGCAAUGCCGUCGUACUAAGUGCCGCGUCACGGAUACAACCCAAUACCGAAAAACCCAGCGCAAGCAUACAAGGCGCCUAUAGUCUGUCAAUCACCUAUAAUACAAUCAGAAAGUCACAAUGACGACUCGUCUCGAUCGUCUCGUCCUUCUCCUCGACACCGGGUCGACACAGCUCGUGCGACACACCGCUGCCUCGCAACUCGCCGACAUUCAGCGCCAGCAUCCGCAUGAGCUGUACAAUCUGCUCGGGCGCGUCGUUCCCUACUUGAGAGCAAAGACAUGGGAGACAAGAGUCGCGGCUGCGAAGGCGGUGGGAGGGAUCGUCGAUAACGUCGAGGGGUUUGAUCCCAAUGGCGAGGAUGAGGAGGACGUCGAAAUGGAGGACGCAGCAAAGAUCACGGAGGUAAAGGAGGAAGAGGUAACCGGGGUGAUCAAACCUGCCGACGCAGACGAUUACCAAGACGCAUCGGAACCGAAAGUCAAACAGGAACCCCUCGACCUCCCCAAACCACCCCCCUCGAAACGCACCCCCUCCGACCUAAAGAUCGACCUCCCCCCACCUUCCCUGCCGCGCAAAGCCAUCGACACAACCCUCCACCUCUCAACCCUCUCCCUCCCCCAAAUCCUCACCCGCGGCCGCAAACUCCUCGGCUCAGCCGGUAGUGAAUACGAGGUAUCCUGGGGCGACCUCCCACCCUCCGAACGCCUCGCGUUCCAGAAGAGGAAUUUGAUGGGGAGAUUGGGAUUGGGGAGUGAGGUCAUGUCAAAGGAAGAGCAGGAGGAGUUAUUCGGUGAUAAAGACCUGAGCACACCAGUUCCUGGUCAACAAACACCCCGGGUACCAUUCCCUCCCUCGGGACGUAUGCCACCACCAAUGGCCUCCCCCGCCAACCCAUCCGCUCUGCAAACACCGAGACUGCAGAAGGAUAGCUCAACGAUGAGUGCAGGAACUGGAGCGAUGCAACCCCCAACCCCCGGCAGCGCCAUCGGCGAAGACGGCCUCUCCGCCCGCCAACGCAACGCACUAAAACGCAAAGCCAAAGCCGCCGGUAAAAACGCCUCCUCUUCCUCCAAAAUUCGUGUCGUCGACCUGCAGGGUCCGUCUGCGCACCCACUCACUACUCCCUCUGCGGAGACACCAGCGGGAUUGGCGGAGCCGACGCCGAAGGGGUUGGUGAAGCAGGAGAGUAAGGGUGACUAUUUCUCGAUUACGCCGCAGGCGCAGUCGAACAAGGUCGUUGUUGAGCAUAAGGCGCCGCCACCGAACCCCUCUGCUGCGUUGAUCGGGUCGAAUGGGCAAUGGCCAUUCGAGGCUCUCGUGGACCUUCUGCUCGUGGACCUUUUCGAUCCGGUGUGGGAGGUUAGACAUGGUGCCUCCAUGGGUCUUCGCGAGGUUUUGCGGAAACACGGGGCUGGAGCGGGGAGGAAGGUGGGAUUAAACAGGAAAGAGAAUAAUGAACGGAAUAAAGUGGUGCUUGAAGAUUUAGCCUGUCGUGUCUGCGCCGUCUUCGCACUCGAUAGAUUCGGUGAUUACAUCUCCGACCAAGUCGUCGCUCCGAUCCGCGAAUCCGUUUCUCAAACAUUCGGAGCGCUGCUGCAGCAUUUACCGGAAGAAUCAGUGGUAGCGUGUUUCGAUGUGCUGUUGAAACUCGUUUUCCAGAAUGACCCGGGGAUGGGAACGAAGGUUUGGGAGGUUACGCAUGGUGGUAUGUUGGGGAUGAAAUACCUCGUUGCUGUACGUCGUGAUAUUAUUUUCUCGCGACCGGCAUUGUUGGAUGGGCUCAUUCGUGCUGUCGUACACGGUCUCGCCGACCACGACGACGACGUCCGUGCGGUGAGUGCAGCGACCCUCGUCCCUAUCGCAGAAGAUUUCAUCGAAGCGAGACCGAAUGCGGUGGGUGAGUUGAUCGAUGUCGUAUGGUCCUGUCUUGCGGAUUUGAAGGAUGACCUGUCAGCGUCGACCGGAAGCGUUAUGGAUCUUCUGGCCAAAUUGUGCGCGUUCCCGAAGGUUUUGGAUAUCAUGAAAUCGAGAGCUGCCACCGAUGUCGAACGCGGGUUCGGGGUUUUGGUACCGAGGUUGUAUCCCUUCCUUAGGCAUACGAUUACGAGUGUGAGAAUGGCUGUACUCAGGGCUCUUCUGACAUUCUUGGGUAUCGACGGCGAGGGGACGCGUGGAUGGGUUGAUGCGAAGGCUGUCAGGCUUAUCUUCCAGAACAUGCUGGUGGAACAGAACGAGCAGAUCCUCGCUCUCACGCUGCAAGUAUGGGAACCGAUGGUUGCUAUCCUGGCUAAGGAGAACAGACUGGUGGAGGCCAUGGGCGGACAAUUUAUGCCGCUCAUGACACUUCUCAUGACCCCAAUCGGUAUUGCACGUCAUCCAAUUCCUAUGGAGACGAGCUUGUUCAUGAGGCCUAGUGGACAGGCGUUCUAUUCCGCUGUACAGUCACAAGCUCCAAACGAGCCCGCCAAGAAGAAGCGAAAGAUGUCGACGAAGCCGCUGGUGGAUGACAUCCCUUCUACACCGGUUCCACAUAACGUCGAUGGACCGAUGAUGGCGGGAGAUGUCGACCUGGUCGGUAUGGACACCAUCAUCCGUACCCGAAUUACCGCUGCGAUCGCUAUGGGUAUGGCAAUGGGCGCGUGGCCAAAGGACACAGUGCAGGCCUCCUUCGGGCCAUACUUGGACGCAAGCAUCACUGCGCCGCACUCCACAGGUAGGCUGUUAAGUAUGACCAUCAUCGAGGAGUACGUUAAGCUCGCCAAGGAGGAGAACACGUUCAAGGAGGGUAUCAGGCCUACCUUGGGUAACUUGCUCAACAUGGCCGCACCAGGUGCUUACAGCAACUUGUUCCCUUACCUCCGGAUCGUCCGUGGCCAGUGUCAUGCAUUGCACAACACCUUCAUUCAGGACGGAAAGAUCAAACCAUCGUCUGUGCCGACCAUUGCUGUCGUUGUGCAGGGUGAACCUGAGGCUGGACCCAAUGCUUUCAGCCUUGAGGAUGCCGAAAAGAUCGUCAGUGUUGAGUUCGACAAGUUGAAGAAGAUGAUCAAGGGUCCUGACAAGAUCAUGUCCGCGAAACCAUUGGCGGAUGCAAAGGCAAGUGCGUUGAACGCCAUCGCUGAAGCCCGCGAAGCCAAGGAGAAGCACGACGUUAUGGUCUUCGCUGCUGCUGCGGCCGCAUAUGUCGCUAUGGGACAGCUUCCUGCCAAGUUGAACCCGGUUAUCAGGAGCAUCAUGGACAGCAUCAAGAAGGAGGAGAACACCGUCCUUCAGCGCCGUUCUGCGGCGGCUGUUGCUACUUUGGUUGAGCUCUGUGCUACCGGCGGCAAGGGAGCUGCUUCAGACAAGAUGAUCAAGAAUCUUUGCGCGUUCUUGUGUGUCGAUACCUCUGAAACUCCAGAGUUCAUGCGUCACAUCAAGCUUCAGGACGUCAUCUUCUCACUCAAGAAGGAAGAUCGCGAAGCUGCAAUGCCCGAAACUGGUGAACAUGAACGCGAAGCUCGCGAGGCACGCACGAAGCGCAGGGGUGCUCAGGCUGCUUUGGAGGAGAUGGCUGAGCGCUUUGGUAUGCAGUUGUUCGAGAAGGCAAAGAAGUUGCGUGACUGCAUGUUCGAGCCUCUGAGCAAAGCUUUCAGUGGACCACAGCUCCCCGCCGAAAUCUCCGACCCGCAGUCUGCAUUUGGUCAGGAGGUCGUUGACGGUUUCUCUGUCCUCAAAGCGCUCGUCUCCAAGAUCCAUCCCGAUCUUUGUGGAAGCGUCGUUCAGCAGUUUCCUCUCAUCAUCAAAGCACUCGAAGCACCUUACUCCGUCAUUCGUUACGCGGCCUCCAAGUCGUUUGCAACCGUCUGCAAGACUUCUACCAUUGAGGGCAUGCAAGCAGUCAUUGAAAAGGUCCUGCCGAUGGUCUCUGACCCGCAUAAUGUCAAGCGCAGACAGGGAGGUAUGGAAUGUAUCUACCAUCUUGUACAGACCAUGGACACUGAGAUUUUGCCAUACGUCAUCUUCCUCAUCGUCCCUGUGCUUGGUCGUAUGAGUGACGCCGAUAACGACGUUCGUCUUGUUGCUACCACGACGUUCGCCACUCUUGUGAAACUCGUACCGCUCGAGGCCGGUAUCCCCGACCCUCCGGGUAUCUCUGAGGACCUCCUCAAGGGCCGUGACGAAGAGCGGAAGUUCAUCGCACAAAUGCUUGACGGAAGCAAGGUGGAGCCAUUCGAGUUGCCGGUCGCAAUCAAGGCCGAUCUGCGCAAGUACCAACAGGAAGGUGUCAACUGGUUGUGGUUCUUGAACAAGUACCAUCUCCAUGGUAUCCUCUGUGACGACAUGGGUCUCGGAAAGACGUUGCAGACAAUCUGUAUCGUUACCUCCGACCACCACAUUCGCGCCGAGAAGUACGAAAAGAACCAAGCGCCCGAGUUCAGGCGUCUUCCAUCUCUCAUCGUUGCUCCGCCAACUUUGUCAGGACACUGGAAGCAGGAAAUCAUGACCUACGCUCCGUUCAUGAAGCCAGUCGUUUACACCGGUCUUCCCUUCGAACGCGCCGCACUUCGUAACUCUCUGCACAAGUAUGACAUCGUCAUCACCUCUUACGAAAUCUGCCGUAACGACAUCGAGGAGCUUUCGAAGCAAAACUGGAACUACUGUGUAUUGGACGAGGGCCACAUCAUCAAGAACGCCAAAGCCAAAUUGACGCAGGCCGUUAAGAGGCUCAAGGCUGAACACCGCUUGAUCUUGUCCGGUACUCCUAUCCAAAACAACGUUCUCGAGUUGUGGUCUCUCUUCGAUUUCUUGAUGCCGGGAUUCUUGGGAACGGAACGAGUUUUCAACGAGCGUUUCGCGAAGCCUAUCGCAGCAUCUCGUGACAGCAAAUCUUCCUCCAAGGAACAAGAAGCCGGUGCCCUCGCCCUCGAGGCAUUACACAAACAAGUCCUGCCAUUUCUCCUCCGUCGUCUCAAGGAAGACGUCCUCGCCGACCUACCACCAAAGAUCAUCCAAGACUACUACUGCGAGCUCUCCAGCGUCCAAAAACAACUUUACGAAGAUUUUGCAAAGAGCCAGGGUGCCGAAGUCGCGGGCGUAAUCAACGAGAAGGGCAAGGACAACAAAUCGCAUGUCUUCCAAGCAUUGCAGUACAUGAGAAAGCUGUGUAACCACCCCUCCCUCGUCCUCAACCCAAGCCAUCCAAAGUACACGCAAGUCAUGUCCCAACUCGCCGCUCAAAACUCGCAAAUCAAGUCAAUCGAGCACGCGCCCAAACUCGGUGCCCUCAAAGACUUAUUACAAGACUGCGGUAUCGGCGUCCCACCUUCCGCCGCAGACCCCGUCGCAGCAGCAGCGGGCGGUGGCGUGGUAAAUCAACACCGUGCACUCAUUUUCUGCCAACUCAAAGAAAUGCUCGACAUGGUCGAACACGACGUCCUCAAAAGCCACCUCCCAGGCGUCUCCUACAUGCGUCUCGACGGCUCAAUCCCCGCCCCCGCCCGUCACGAAAUCGUCCAAAAAUUCAACGCGGACCCCUCAAUUGACGUCCUCCUCCUCACCACCCACGUCGGUGGGUUGGGGUUGAACUUGACAGGCGCCGACACGGUCAUCUUUGUCGAACAUGACUGGAACCCGAUGAAGGAUUUACAGGCCAUGGACCGUGCACAUCGGAUUGGACAGAAGAAGGUGGUGAAUGUGUAUCGACUCAUUACGCGUGGGACGUUGGAGGAGAAGAUCAUGGGGUUGCAGAGGUUCAAGUUGAAUAUUGCGUCGAGUAUUGUUAAUCAGCAGAAUUCAGGGUUGGCGACGAUGGAUACGGACCAGAUUUUGGAUUUGUUCAACCUUGGCGAAACUGCACCGGCGGAAAAGAGGGAUGGGGACGCUGAGGGGGGUGUUGAUGCUGAAGGCAAUGUCGUCAAGAAGGGUGGCGCGAAGAAUAUCUUGGAUGAGGUGCCCGAGUUGGGGGCGUGGGAUGAAGGGCAGUACCAGGAGGAGUACAAUUUGGAUGGGUUCAUUGCUAGUUUGAAGCGUUGAACGAUGUAGUAGUUUAGGCGUUGGGAAGUUAUAAACUGGUGUUACGGAGUGCUAUGGGAAUUUUGGCAUAUUUUAGAGGCAAGGC